This is a messenger RNA of Ipomoea nil (Japanese morning glory), 2133 nucleotides long. RefSeq names its product probable DNA primase large subunit. Gene Ontology annotation, cellular component: alpha DNA polymerase:primase complex. The coding region runs from base 528 to 1892 and encodes 454 amino acids. The transcript has 21 exons. The record is from RefSeq and is a predicted model, not a curated record. NCBI's taxonomy places the organism in Eukaryota, Viridiplantae, Streptophyta, Magnoliopsida, Solanales, Convolvulaceae. Gene Ontology annotation, biological process: DNA replication, synthesis of primer.
UUGUAAUUUCUAAUUUUACGGCGUUCGCAACUUCGCAUCGCAGUUUGGGGAGAAAAUUUUGCAUUUCGCAGCUUCGGCAGUUUGCCGUCGACCACUCGACCGCCGACAAUAGCAGGCUGCCGCGAUUUGCAAAUUCUGAGAUUUGAGUUUGAUUAUUGCGUCAAUACUCCAUACGCAGCCGGCAGCCACGUUUCACUCUCCUCGCCGCCGACCACCGUAGCCUGAAGCCCUGAAGUCUAACGCCGUCUACCACCUGUGACCAGUCUCCUCGCUCCUCGCCACAGUAGCCUCAUCGCCGCCCUCGCACAAUCGCACUCACUCAGACCUCAAGAUUCAAGAAACCCUAAAUCCCUAACCUCACUCUCUCCUCGCCCGGAGCCCAAAGUCGCCUCUCACUGCUCCUCUUCGUCUGACUCUGUGACUCACGCCCUUAAAUCGCUGCUCUUCUUCGUUGGUCGCUACUCCUCUUCGCCUUUCAUUCUUUCAAAGACAACACCUAGGCUUUUACCGGAGAAGAGCAAACACCAAUGGAAAUAGUCCGAUCUGAAAGGAAACCUUCAGUCUCCAAUGGCAUCAUUUCAACUCUCCCUAUCUACCGCUCUGCUCCGCCUCUUGAGGUCAGACUUGAAGACUUUGAGUUGUAUGCCAUUGAUCGACUAAGAGUUUUGAAAGGAAUUUCUGAUGGAUUAUCCCGAGGAAGGAAGCCUGACGAAAUGGCAGAAUUGGCAUCGGAUCUAUGGAAGGCAAAUAUGAGGCAUCCACAGCCAUCUGAAGUUGUCAACAAAGAUAUAAUUUCACAUUUUGUUCUACGACUUGUGUAUUGCAGGACGGAGGAAUUAAGAAAGUGGUUUCUUUCAAUGGAGACCAUGUUAUUUCGUUACCGCUAUCAGAGAGAAACCUCUGAUGUCCAGAGGGCACUAGUGGCAGAUCUUGACCUUUCUUACAAGCCUGUGAGCAAUGCUGAAUAUGAGAGUGUAAAGGACAAAUUGAGUCAAGUUGCACGUUGCAUUGGCCAACCUUUAUCACGUGCUGAAGCAAUAUUUUACAAGGUGCCAUUCGAAGAGGUUCCAGAGCUAGUGGCAGGUCGAAGGGUAUUUAUCCAGAAAGGAAAUGCUUACAUUGCUACACAUCAGUUGGUUUCAUUAGUUAUCAAUCAAUUUCGUAGCAAUCUGUCAAAAGCACUUGCUCUCACCAACAGAAAAUGGACAUCAAUGAUAAGAGAACAGGAGAAGGACCGGUUGACUCCUAUUGUUGAAGCCCUAUCAACAAGUUAUCUAGGCCCAGAUUAUAGCCAGCCACCAGAGUUCACAGAAAUAUCAUUGAAGGAUAUUGAUCAAGUUGCUAAGACUUCAUUUCCUUUGUGCAUGCGUCAUCUCUUUGAGAAGCUACGAGAGGAUCAUCAUCUGAAGCAUGGGGGAAGGAUGCAAUUGGGCCUGUUUCUUAAGGGUGUUGGGUUGAAGUUGGACGAUGCCCUUGCAUUUUGGAAGGCAGAGUUCUCCCGAAAAGUUGGUGCUGAAAAAUUUGACAAGGAGUAUGCGUAUGGCAUACGCCACAAUUAUGGGAAAGAAGGAAAGAGAGUAGAUUACACACCUUACUCUUGCCAAAAGAUAAUAUCAUUAACACCUGGUGUUGGAGAUCAUCACGGAUGUCCCUAUCGUCAUUUCAGUGAGGAGAAUUUAAGAGCUGCCCUUGGCAAGAUGGGAGUUGGAAACUUUGUAUUAGAGGACGUGAUAGGCAAAGUACGAAAUAGACAUUACCAGUUGGCAUGCACGUUAACCUUUGAAGCUAUUCAUGGCGCAUCAUGCGAUGCUGGAAUUAAUCAUCCAAACCAAUACUACAAUGACAGCAAAAAGAUCUUGGAAUCAAGGAACUCCAGCAAUUCUUUAGCUUGAGGUGUGGUGUUUUAACAUCACAAGGGCAAUUAAUAUUGGCUGGGAAUUCCAGACAAGUUCAAGUGAAGUGAAAUGUUAUUAGUUGACUCACUACAAACUACUGUUGCAUGUAUAUAUCUCUCUGUAUUUUGACAAAUUUAGUUUACUGAAUGUACUAAUGUCCAAGACUCAUAGGAUUAUUCCAAACUCUUGCAACUAUUCACAAUAUAAUUUUAAUUCAACUAGCAGCAGUGUUGAUAUU